AGCGUACGCUAAGUUCACGCGCUACGGUAAUCCCUACCUAAAAACGAAGCAGAAGUACCCGAUUUGGAUCUCCAUAAACCAGUUCGUUGAUUUUCUCUCUCUAACACGCCCACACAUUUUGUCCGUAAAUGUUCUUCACCUUCCCCUCCAUUAAAUUUCUCCUGAAGUAAUCAAUCAUUGACUUCAAUUGGUGAAUUUUUUUUCUUCUUCGGUUCUGUUACGGCCGCGAUUCCGGAGAUGAUGUAGGAGAAAGUAUCCAAAAAAGAGAAUAGCCAUUGUGAAUUUUGGUCGAUUGAAUAUAUCAGAGUGACCUAAAUUUUUUGGUUUAGGUAUGGCUGAUCCUUCAGCUUAUCAAUUGUCCAUUGUCUUAGUGGGGAUUUUCUUUCUUGUCCUGCCAUCAAUCACCGCCGCGGACGACGCUUCUGCCCCUACUGGCGAAAUCGCCAACUGCACCAACGAUUUCCGAUUGGUUAAGAUCAACAGAUGGGUAGAUGGUGUUGAAAAAGAGCCAAUAGGUGGGUUAACUGCUGAUUUUGGCGCUAUAUUGCCUGCUCUCGCGAAACAAGGCAACAGAUUGCCAGCUACUUUUUCAGCACCUCUAGAUAGCUGUUCACUCUCCACGACUAAGCUAUCAGGCUCUAUUGCAAUUGCUGUACGUGGUGAGUGUAUCUUUACCGCCAAGGCUCAAAUUGCACAAGCAGGAGGAGCGGCAGCAUUAGUGAUGAUAAAUGACGAUGAAGGUCUUCUUCAGAUGGGUUGUGGGAAUGAGACUAAUUUGAACAUUACAAUUCCUGUUAUUACAAUUUCUAAGUCAGGAGGAGAGGAACUAAAGAAAUCCAUGGAUGGUGGAGCGAAAGUGGAACUUCUGCUAUACGCUCCCAAUCGACCAAUUUUAGACUAUUCAGUGAUAUUCUUGUGGAUGAUGGCUGUUGGAACCGUAGUUACCGCUUCACUUUGGUCGGAGAUCACUGGAUCGGAGAAUAGUGAUGAGCGCUAUAAUGAAUUGUCACCGAAGGAAUCUGAUGCUGCAGCAGCAAAGCAGGAGGAAGACAAGGAAAUCCUCCAUAUUAACACGAAAAGUGCUGUAGUUUUUGUUAUAACGGCAUCAACUUUUCUGCUGCUACUUUACUUUUUCAUGUCUUCGUGGUUUGUCUGGGUGCUAAUUGUACUUUUCUGCAUUGGUGGUAUUGAGGGAAUGCAUAAUUGUAUCGUUUCAUUGGUGAUGAGCAAAUGCAAAGGUUGUCAAAAGAAGACGGUAAAUCUGCCACUUCUUGGGGAGAUGACCAUUCUCUCUUUAGUUGUGUUGAUAUGCUGUCUGGUAUUUGCCGUUGUCUGGGCUGCUAAUCGGAAGGCAUCUUACUCUUGGAUUGGACAAGAUGUUCUUGGAAUUUGUAUGAUGUUAACCGUAUUGCAAUUGGCUCAAUUACCAAAUAUAAAGGUCGCCACAGUACUUCUGUGUUGCGCAUUCUUAUACGACAUAUUUUGGGUUUUUCUAUCUCCAUAUAUAUUCCAUGACAGCGUUAUGAUUGCGGUUGCUAGAGGCGACAAAAGCGGUGGAGAAUCGAUCCCCAUGCUUCUGAGAGUUCCUCGAAUUGCCGAUCCUUAUGAGGGUUAUAACAUGAUAGGCUUUGGGGAUAUUCUGUUCCCUGGUUUGCUAGUGUCCUUUUCUUUUAGAUUCGACAAAGCUAAUAAGAAGAGGAUACUAAAUGGGUACUUUCUAUUUUUGACAAUUGGCUAUGGACUUGGUCUAGCAUUUACGUACUUAGGGUUGUAUUUGAUGGACGGACAUGGUCAACCUGCUCUCCUAUACCUAGUCCCUUGUACAUUGGGAACUUGUGUCGUGUUGGGUUGGAUAAGAGGGGAGCUGAAACAACUCUGGAGCUACGGCACUUCUUCGGCAGAUGCUACUGCUUCUGGAGAAGCUUGACGCACGGUAUAUUUCCCAUCUUCGACCCGAACCAAAUUCGACGGUGAUACUACAGUGUAGAAGCUUAUAUACUUUAUGCACUUAUCUUUUUUCCUUCAUAUAUUAGUUUUUUUUUUUCUUUCUUUUUUUCAAAUGUUUUCCUCACAUAUAUUGCACACCAGAGAGACUAAGUAAAUAGUUUGAUUAUA
Erythranthe guttata (spotted monkey flower) is the source of this 2115-nucleotide messenger RNA. It is a transcript of the gene SPPL3, whose product is annotated as SIGNAL PEPTIDE PEPTIDASE-LIKE 3. Gene Ontology annotation, cellular component: lumenal side of endoplasmic reticulum membrane; cytoplasmic side of endoplasmic reticulum membrane; lysosomal membrane. Gene Ontology annotation, biological process: membrane protein proteolysis. The record is from RefSeq and is a predicted model, not a curated record. NCBI's taxonomy places the organism in Eukaryota, Viridiplantae, Streptophyta, Magnoliopsida, Lamiales, Phrymaceae. Gene Ontology annotation, molecular function: aspartic endopeptidase activity, intramembrane cleaving.